GAAGAUCGACAACUCAAUAAUUUUGGUCUGGGUCAGGCUUCUAGGCAUCUCAACAAAAUUGAAUUUGGGAGAAGGACUAGGCCAUCUUGCUAUUAUUCUUGUUAAGCUCUUAUGUAUGGAUUUACCUACAAUAAAAGGGGUACAGAGUGGGUAGUGCUAUGAUAUGUGUUGAAUUGCCUGCAACCUCUCUGUUGAUUGAUCAUAUUAGUUUAACACCUAAUGGUACAGAGGAGAUGUUUAUGUCAGUGGAGUAUUGUUGGCUCCCAAUGAUUUGUUCUUCUUGUGAGUGGUAGUAUGAGGAAACUUUCGGUGGUCAUGAGGGAAGAGAACAAUUAAAAUGGUAUCUACUACAGGAAAUGAGAAGGGCAAGGAGGUUGUGAUGGAUGAAGGGCAGGAUUGUAGUGGCCUUGAGGCAAAUGUGGAAUUUUUGGGAGAGAGAGACACGCGAUGAAGGGCACAUGGCACAAAUCAUGUGGCUAGCCAACAAUUUGCGUCAACCUAAAUGGACCAAUCACAGGGAGAUUGCUAUCAUGCCGAACAAUAUGUGUAUACUCUUAGUCGUGCGAUAAGAUAUCAUGCAUCCUAAAUGGUGUGACAAGGACGCGAUAUAUGUAUUCUCAAGUGGAGGAAUCGCUAACCUCCAGCGAGAUAAUGGUUUGUUGCACUCCACGAUAGCGAUCUACUUUUAAAUCACUCCAACCUUCGCAUUUUACUAGAACGUUACAACUCAUAGAAUUUUAAAUUUUUAUUAAUUGAUUGCGACAUAUGAUUGGUUUUUUUGCUAAAUAGCUCUUGUACUCAGCGAUCUGCUUACAAAAUAGUUGAAGAGGUCAUAGAUUUGGGCAAAAGUAGGGCUGCAAAUGAGCCAAGCUACUCGCGAGCAACUCGAGGCUCAGAUCGUGAAAAACUCGUUUGAUACUCGGCUCAAUUUUUAACGAGCUGGCUCGUGAGCCAACUCAUUUGUUAAUGAGCCGAGCAUGAGCCAGAGUCUCUCCAACUCGUCAGGCUCGCGAGCUAGCUCGACUCGUUGGCUCGUUGAGCCAGGUUCGUGAGCUGGCUCGAUAGUAUGGAUCAAGAGUUAACUCGAUUAAAACUCAUUAGACAACUUGAUAUUGUUGCUUGAAACUUAAGUCAAUUUAAACUAAUAAGUCAACUUGAUAGUAUGGCACGCAAACCAAUUCACUAGCUUCUCAUUACGUAGCUCUCGGACAGACCUCUGUUAGUCACAUAACCCGUAGGCUGUUUAGAUUACAUAUUGUUAGUGAUAUAAGUCGUACUCGUAUGUUUCUUUUAAGAUAAUGAUGACAUAGGUUGAAUUUUAGAAUGAGGUGUCAUUGAAAGGAUUCGAACAUGAGACCUUCAGGUUCAAUACUAGUGAUAAUACUACUACAACAAGCCUCGUGUGUUGGUUAUGCUACAUAUCUUACUAAUCAGUGUGGUUUGACUUUUGAUUACUAUAAGAGAGCAUGAGACGUAUGAACAAACAAUGAUAAUGUGUUAAGAAGAUGAGAUUUCUUUUUCGUAGCUAGUUUAAAUAUAACAAAAAAAAAUACUUUGAUUAAAAGUUUCCAAUGUAGAGUUGCUUAUCAACACAUAUAUGCAACGCCAUGCCAGAAGUUUCUAAGUAUUUCUUAAAGUGAACCCAAUCCAUCUCUAUGCCCUCUAGUAACUGCUAAUUAAUAGAUUCUCAUUCCCGAUUCCAAUUCCUCUGUUAGGCCUCUGUCUACUCCAAUUCCCCCAAUUGCCUAUGUAAAGGUAAAGUAGAUGAACUUGAAUUAUGAACUUGACUUCAUCCUUUGUAAAAAUCAUAGUAGAAACCACAAUUGAGUCAUGUUUCAGAACUUUGAACAUUUCAAUUCAAAAGAAUCAGAACCAUUUCUAUAACUAAUUUUCUAUCGAAAGAUCAUUUGUAACUUCCUUGGUCGUACACUCAGAUGCCUUCUGAUUACUAGGACAUGUAUUCCUUAUCAUCCACCCCACCUUCAGACAAGAUAUGCUACCUUCUACAAUAUACGAUGAAGUUGAAGAUGGAGGGUUCGUAGAGUUGGACGAAGCUUCCAACAACGACUCUUUAAAUUAUUUUCGCAGUAGUAAUAAGCAGAGGCACAGUGUGGCAACUUUGUGGAGGUGCAGUAAAGGGGAACUCGUGCUAGCGAAUUGGACGAUAGCUAGUGGGAACUUUGAAGCUGCUUCGGAUGAAGGUGGCACUAAUGGUGGGAUGCUGCUUUUUCUAUCUCUUUUGUACCGCAUCGGUGGGCAAACUAGAUCUCAUGUUUCCACCAAUUAUAUAAUAGUGAUGGGACUAUCCACCCAAAAUAAAUCAUAAAGAGAUAUGUAUAACAUGUGACCUUUUUGAAAUGCGAUACGAGUUUGCUAUCUCUUCUGGGUCCAAGAUGGCUACAUAGUAGCCGUCCAAAGGAAUAUUGGGUUGUGAAAGCACAUAUAAAGUCGAGUAACUUAAAGGUGGCCUCGAUGAGGUGGGCUUGUUGAGCUCCUUGAUGAGCUGUUGUCGAGUUAAACUCGAGCUAAACUUUUUUUUAUUGAGCCGAGAUCGAGCUUCAUUUUUUUAGCUCGUCGCGAGUUCGAGUCGAGCACAUGCUUAGAAAUUCUCUUUCGAGCUUGAGUUGGGCAAAAGCUCGACUCGUUUGCCGCCCUAGGCAACAGUAUAGUAGAUUGGAAAACACGUUAAGGGUUGGGUAUUGAUGUAUUGAUGGAAUUUUGCUAGUAAGUGUUCUAUUUUGCGCAUAAUUCCUAAAUUCAAUACGUAAUUUAAAAUUUUGAGAUAAUAAUUUGAUACUUACCAAAUAUUUCUCACUUAGCAUGAGAAGUUGUUCUAAACAAAUAAGCAUUAGCCUACUAAACUAACCUAUGAUUACGAGUUUUAACAAAUCCAUUGAUAAGGAAAUCUAGUUGGGGAAAACACCGAGAAUGAACUUUGUUCUACAACAAAAAAAUUCAUCUCAAACAAAAUAACUGGUCAACAAAAUUUAUUGUUCAAAAACCGAUAUUAAUUAAAUCAUAAUGGCAACCAAGGAAGAACAUGGAUGGAAUUUAAGCUGUAAAUUAUAUGCAUGGCUCUAAAAAUAUAUAUAUAUCAACCUUUAGUUCGCAACUUGUGUCAAUGAAACAUAUUAGCUAAUCUGCAAUCAAACUAAUAUUUGUUUCAUCGUAUGAUUAACUAAUUGGUGAAAUUCAUAGCAUAUAUCAAUACACAUAUUGAAUAGGGAGAACUACUUUUUCAUAAAUAUAUAAAGACAAUGUCCACUACAUUGAUUAUUCAUAGCUCUCACCUUGUGAAAUCAUCAUCAUUAGCCAAUAAUAAUACAACAACACAAAGAACCAGAAAUGACGAGAACAAUCAGAAUGAAUAUUGCCCCGGGGAACUAUCUCCAUCCUCAUUUUGUGGCUAUCAUGGUCUUUGCAAUCCUCUUGUUAGUUUGCAUGACGAUCAUUUGUGUUGUGGCGUCUUCGUUGAUUGUGGUAAUAGUUUACAUCCUUUAUGACUUCAUUUAUUGGCGGGUGGUGGAAAACAAUCGUGACAUAGAAAUUGAGUCUGAUCUCGAGGAAGGAGUCGAGAGAAGAAGAAGACGUCGUCAGAGGAAGUAUUGUAGGGUGAUGAUGGAAUUGCCCUGUGUUGAGUAUGGAAGCGUUGGGUUAGAGACCACAUCUAGAGAAUGUGCGAUUUGCUUGGAGGAUUACAAUGGGGGAGAGCCAUGCAGAAUAAUGCCCGUGUGCAAACACAUGUUUCAUAUAGCUUGUAUUGACAACUGGCUUAGCGUGAAAAUUACGUGUCCUGUUUGUCGACAACGCAUAUUCAAUUUGAGGAAUGAUAGAUGAUUUAUCUGCAUUUAAUUUAUAUAGCCAUUAUGUAAGUAAAAACUGUAGCCAUUU
Linum trigynum is the source of this 3891-nucleotide messenger RNA. Lineage: Eukaryota; Viridiplantae; Streptophyta; Magnoliopsida; Malpighiales; Linaceae. The record is from the annotation of a GenBank genome assembly.